Messenger RNA from Boeremia exigua, 843 nucleotides. Its product is annotated as cytochrome cd1-nitrite reductase-like protein. Lineage: Eukaryota; Fungi; Ascomycota; Dothideomycetes; Pleosporales; Didymellaceae. Gene Ontology annotation, molecular function: protein binding. The record is from RefSeq and is a predicted model, not a curated record. The coding region runs from base 1 to 843 and encodes 280 amino acids. The transcript has a single exon.
AUGUCUCUCGAGAAUACCCUGGCUGUCAUCAGCCAAGCUGGCUGCAGUCUUUCCUUCUUCAAUCUUAUAACUUGUGAAUGUGUUUUGCACAUCACCAACCUCAGAGCUCAGCCACACGAGCUUGCCUACGACGCUCAGACGAAGCGCCUUUUCAUUUCCCAUACCUACAAAUAUGGCUUCUACAACAAGCACGGCGAAUACGCGCACCAUAUCAGCGUUUUCGACGUCAAGAAGAAAGCUGUGGUCCAAGUGAUCGAUCUAUCACCUUACCGUGGUCCACAUGGCGUAAAGCUCUCUCUGAAUGGAAAUAUGCUAUACGCUGCGAUUGAAGAUGGAUUCGAAGAGGAUGGUCCAGGCGGAGUCAUCGGUAUCGAUGUGUCCAAGAGCGAGUUUCCAAUUGUAAAGGCAGUGGCCGGCGCUGCUCGCUCGCAUUGGCUGGUCUUAGCCGACAACGAUAGAACGGCCUACACGACUAACAAAGAGAUCGAUUACAUAUCUGUCCUCGAUCUCGUCACGCAAAGAAUGCUCAAGAAGAUUCCUUUUCCUGGUAGUGAGGAGGGCGAUGUAUCUUCAGAUGGGCAAUUUGUCUACUUCCCAUUCCCAACGUUGAGUUUGACUUCUGUAAAGCCUGCAGACGAGUUUGGGUUCAAGGUCAUAGAUACUCGUACUAACGAGGUUACAACCACGGUGCUGACUGAUGUGCCGGUCAUGUCGGUAAAAGCUCUCUCGAGUGAUAGGGUUCUCGUGAUACACUUCGCGUCCGAGAUUGAUGCCACCUCAAGGCUUCUAGUCCCCUCUGAAAAGCAAGGUGUCAUUUUACAGCACCUUGGCCUGGAAACCUGA